Messenger RNA from Aspergillus vadensis CBS 113365, 388 nucleotides. RefSeq lists its product as uncharacterized. NCBI's taxonomy places the organism in Eukaryota, Fungi, Ascomycota, Eurotiomycetes, Eurotiales, Aspergillaceae. The record is from RefSeq and is a predicted model, not a curated record. The transcript has a single exon. Bases 53 to 388 code for a protein of 111 amino acids.
CGACACUUUCUACGACCACUCAGGAUCAUGUUUUACAAAGGUCUAAUAAACCAUGAAGCUUCUUUAUCUAACUCUCCUCCUGGCCAUCUCUGCAGGGGCCUUUCUCCUGCCUCAAAACAUGCUCAGGCCAUUCCAGCUAUUUUUAAACUCCGAUAAAGAGGCCAACCAAGCCAUUGAACCCGCCACUCUACCAAUCACCUACCGCAGAUGCUACAAUCUGAUACACAUUGACCGCAGCUCUGUCCAACAAUACGGUGGUGCAGGCGGCAUGUUUUGGGAACCGCUCUUCGUCGAAAAUGUUACUCCUUCAAGAACAGUCCAAGUGUGCGGAAACUACAAGUGUGCGGAAACUACAAAGACGACUGUCCAUCCCCCGACGGCAAUGUGA